AAACUAAUAUUUUGUCUUAAUAACUCAGAAACACACUACCUAAAAAAACUACAAACUGUUUCAGCAACAAUGGCUGAAAAAACAAAAGAGGCCGCUUUGGCAGAAAUGGACUUGAUCUUUCUGGACGCAAUCCUGCCGAGGUGCUGCAGGGCAAUCACCACCAACCAAGCGAUGUACAAGGACUACAGCGUCGAUAAGCCCAAGCGAACCAUCACCGCAUUUCGGAAGCAAACGGAUCCUGCCCUGAUUUCAGGUCAUUAUGCAAACAACCUGAAGGUUCGGGGGCAGGAGUUAAAGACCAGGACAUGGCCACGAUCAAUGGACUGGCGGGAGGAAUACGCCCAGUUUGUCAAGCGGAACGAGUGGUGCAACGAGGAGAUCUACAAGCUCUUCUUCGUCUGUCCACCUGUUGAAUAUACGCAAAUCAAGGAGUAUCUGCAAGACCUGAUGAAAACCACCUAUACCUCGGAUUACUCGCCCAACCAUUACAACUCGCUCAAAAGUCAACGUAAUGAUAAGGCUCAAGUGUACUCUGAUUUUGGAGAAAUUGACUAUCGGACGACCUACGGCAACUACCAUAAUCGCAUCCAGGAGGUGUCGCCAUUCAAGGAGGGUCUUAUCCCAGAACCGGGAUCAACAGUUAAACCGAUGGGCAUAGGCAAGUUUGCCAAGGAGAUGCGAAAACUGUUCACCAAGUACAAUCUCACGACCUAUUACGAGACCAUCUGCCUCCCAGCACUGAUAAAGGCAAAGGAUGGUAUCAUGCCAUCGGGACCAAUCGAUCGGUACACUCUUCGCAAGCAAUGAAUGUCAUCUGAAAAAUCUGUCCGCCCACAACAACACAGCUACAGCGAUUAUGCAAUCGUGUUUUUAAAAUUGUACUGAUUGUAACUUAAUAAGCUUUUAAUUAUUUCACCAAAA
Messenger RNA from Drosophila eugracilis, 921 nucleotides. RefSeq lists its product as uncharacterized. The transcript has a single exon. Bases 70 to 807 code for a protein of 245 amino acids. The record is from RefSeq and is a predicted model, not a curated record. Lineage: Eukaryota; Metazoa; Arthropoda; Insecta; Diptera; Drosophilidae.